AUGGUAGACAUCUCCGUCAUUACCUCCGCUUGCCAAGUGCGCCUCCAGGCCUCUGUCUCCUCGCCGCCGGUCGCUGUUGGCCGCAUGGUUGGCAACUCCGGCCAUUGUCUAGUCAGCCGUGAGCUACAUCAGCAUGCUCAUCCAGUAGUUGCAUUCACGGCGAUCGUGCCUAAGUAUGACCGCAUCAUCUCGCGCCAGGCCCAAACCAUCCAAGCGCUCCAAAACGCCUCCAAGACCACAGUCCGGCGGCGGAGAUUUUCGAGCGUCGGUAGCGGGCAGGUCUGGGGCCCGGAGUUGCACUUCAUCGACGGAAAAUGGUACAUUUAUGUGGCCCUCGGCGUGGCGAACCAAUGGCGCAUCCGGACCUUUGUGCUUGAGGCACAGGCAGGCGUCAUCAAGAACAACUGGGACACCUUCUCGCUGAACGCGUCGACAUUUUAUCACGAUCGCGCCGCUGUAAACCCCUGGACGAUCCGCGGUACGGCCUUCGCCAUCUCCCGUCCAACACUCGCGUGGGAACGCAUCGGGUACAAAGUCAACGAAGGCCCCUUCUCGGCCAGCGCGACGGACCACAACUAUUGCAUUGGGCUGUUGACAGUGUCUGCAGGGGCGGACUUGAUGAACCCAGCAUCGUGGAGUAAGUCGCUGAAUCCUGUUUUCGUCAGCAACGCCAAUACCAACCGGUGGGGCCCCGGACACAAUCCCUUCACUGUGUCCGAGGACGACCUUUUGAACGAUCCGAACCGGCGGACGACGGUACAGAAGCUGUACUGGAAGGCGGACAGGACGCCCGACUUCGGGGUGCCUGUGCCGGAGGGAAACACGCCGCUCAGGCUGCGGUCGACGGCUGAGAAGGGUGGCCAUGUGCAGUACUACGCAGGAAGCGGCAACCCAAGUGGAACUCCGGCGUUGCCUGACACCCAAUUCCGCAUUGUCAGUCCGUGUUUGGUUGGCGGGAGUACCAUCAUGUUGGAAUCGACGAGUUAUCCAAGCAUGUUCCUGCGUCGGGCGAACAAUGCGGAAGUGCAAUUUGAGAGGAGCAGCGCGCUAACCUCGGCUGCAGCAAAGGCGUCGGCGAGCUUUGAGCGCCGUCUGGCGAUGCUGAGGGUAAUGGAAUUCGCAGAUGCAGCCGCAGUGCUCUGGCACACGUUGGCCAUCUCUUGACCUUCCUUAAGAUGGUCCUUGCCGGGCUGUAUUGACAACGCACGAGCGGGCCAUGGUUUAAUCCGGCUUGGGCUCUGCUCAGCGCCGGGUCCCGGAGUACGCAAGCUGGUCGGCGGAGUGCACCCCGUCGCGUUAUGACUUAUCAUGCCCUGGUUCGUGCUGCACAGCUUGGCCAAAUUGAUUUGAGAGAGGGCUGUGGGAGCGGGCAGCUGUGGGCGGUCUAUAUCGGUUCCAAUCUCGGUGUUCCGAAUUGAAUUUCGGUGUUCCGCAAUUCGGAUGUUCAAGAGAAGCUCCCAUCAACCGAGACGAUCUCUGUCCACAAACGGAGAGACCCCGGUUACCCCGCAUUCAACGGGCAGCUAACUCUAAAUUGUUAGUGGCUUGGGUGGAGCGGCGAUGUGCGGAAAUCCUCGGCUCAGAAGGUGGUGC
Messenger RNA from Parathielavia appendiculata, 1593 nucleotides. Its product is annotated as carbohydrate-binding module family 42 protein. Gene Ontology annotation, molecular function: alpha-L-arabinofuranosidase activity. The coding region runs from base 1 to 1164 and encodes 387 amino acids. NCBI's taxonomy places the organism in Eukaryota, Fungi, Ascomycota, Sordariomycetes, Sordariales, Chaetomiaceae. Gene Ontology annotation, biological process: L-arabinose metabolic process. The transcript is spliced from 8 exons. The record is from RefSeq and is a predicted model, not a curated record.